AUGGCAGAAAUCAACGAGCGCGCCUCUACGUCAUCGCCACCAGUUCCCUCAACACCAGCUCCUGUUCCACAUAUCAGACAGUUGGCUGACAAUAUGACUGAUAAAGUCGGACAAUUUUUCCAGCAUCAAAUUGAGGGAUCUAUCGAAGAGUAUAAAUUGCUGGAGACGAUGAACAAUACAACUGCUCAACGUUAUGUCGAUAUGAAGGUCGUGGCGGAGAAGCUUGCUGGAAAACUUGAUAAUUUGAACCAGAAGUAUGACACUCUUCGUCCAUAUUUGACUCAGAUCGAUGCGAUGGAUGAGAGUACUCGCAGAUUAGAAGAAGCGACUGCUGUGUUGGAGAACUAUGUUUCACAAUUGGAGUCCAAAUUGACCACCAUUCAACAACAGAAUCAAUGA
Molecule: messenger RNA, 399 nt
Organism: Caenorhabditis remanei
Lineage: Eukaryota; Metazoa; Nematoda; Chromadorea; Rhabditida; Rhabditidae
Exons: 4
Coding region: 1-399 (132 amino acids)
Biological process (GO): endosomal transport; lysosome localization
Cellular component (GO): BLOC-1 complex; BORC complex; gamma-tubulin complex
Molecular function (GO): gamma-tubulin binding
Source: RefSeq, a predicted model, not a curated record